Cinclus cinclus is the source of this 345-nucleotide messenger RNA. It is a transcript of the gene MSRB1, whose product is annotated as methionine sulfoxide reductase B1. The record is from RefSeq and is a predicted model, not a curated record. Gene Ontology annotation, molecular function: peptide-methionine (R)-S-oxide reductase activity. NCBI's taxonomy places the organism in Eukaryota, Metazoa, Chordata, Aves, Passeriformes, Cinclidae. The transcript has 4 exons.
AUGUCUUUCUGCUCCUUCCUGGGGGGAGAGGUGUUCAAGGACCACUUCCAGCCGGGUAUUUACGUGUGUGCCAAGUGUGGCCAUGAGCUGUUCUCCAGCCGGGCCAAGUACGAGCACUCGUCCCCGUGGCCAGCGUUCACCGAGACCCUGCGCGGGGACAGCGUGGCCAAACGCGAGGAGCGCCCGGGGGCUUUAAAGGUGACGUGUGGCAAGUGUGGCAACGGGCUGGGCCACGAGUUCCUCAACGAUGGACCCAAGAGGGGCCAGUCCCGCUUCUGAAUAUUCAGCAGCUCGCUGAAAUUCGUCCCGAAAGGUAAAGCUGACAACGACCUGAAGGAGAAGUAA